AAAGUUUCGUGGUGGUCGUCUUCAAGUCCCUCAAUCGACCAAAACUUCUCCUCAAGACAUCCUCCAAUCGUCGAAAUGGCCCCCAAGACCAAGGCACCUAGAGAAGUCGCCACCGUUUCGCUCGGUCCCCAAGUUGCUGAGGGCGAGCUUGUCUUCGGUGUUGCCCACAUCUAUGCUUCUUUCAACGACACCUUCGUCCAUGUUACCGAUUUGUCCGGAAAGGAGACCAUCUCUCGUGUAACUGGCGGGAUGAAGGUCAAGGCUGACCGUGACGAGUCUUCGCCUUACGCUGCGAUGUUGGCUGCUCAGGAUGUCGCUGCUCGCUGCCGUGAGGUCGGUAUUACCGCUCUCCACGUCAAGCUGCGUGCCACCGGUGGCACUGGUACUAAGACCCCUGGUCCUGGUGCUCAGAGCGCUCUCCGUGCCCUUGCCCGUGCCGGCAUGCGCAUUGGACGUAUCGAGGACGUCACUCCCGUCCCCACCGACUCUACCCGUCGCAAGGGUGGUCGCCGUGGUCGUCGUCUCUAGUCUGUUUUCCUUUGGGAGGCAGCGCAAAAUCUUCAGGUCAUCGUCGCUUGUAUCUUAUGUUGUCAAUGAUCAAUAUGUCGCCGUGCGACGCGCAACAGGUACUUUAGCUCCGUCUAAAGCCUGCCCCGUGGUCGCGCUCCUGUCUUUUUUCGAGCUUCAUAUGAUUCACCGUGUCCGAAUGAUCAUGCUUUUCAACUGGCCCUCAAGGAGGUAAUGCUGCGUGACGUCACAACUG
Molecule: messenger RNA, 763 nt
Organism: Somion occarium
Lineage: Eukaryota; Fungi; Basidiomycota; Agaricomycetes; Polyporales; Cerrenaceae
Source: the annotation of a GenBank genome assembly